Medioppia subpectinata is the source of this 624-nucleotide messenger RNA. The record is from the annotation of a GenBank genome assembly. NCBI's taxonomy places the organism in Eukaryota, Metazoa, Arthropoda, Arachnida, Sarcoptiformes, Oppiidae.
AUGAAUUAUAUAUUGAGCCAGUAUUGGAUCGAUGAAACCGAUGAACGACUUAAUGGUUAUCCACUAAUCUCUGGAGGACCGGAACAGUUCCUAACGAUUAUGUUAUUAUGGCUUUUAUUUGUCACUAAAUUUGGGCCAAAUUUUAUGAAAAACAGAAAUCCAUUUGUUUUGCGCGAAAUUCUAAUAAUUUAUAACUUUAUAUUAGUUGUAAUCAACGCUUACUAUAUAUACGCGUCCUUAAAGUGGUUAGAGUUUGGCCGCAAGUCUUUGAACCCGAAACUACCCGAAGAGUGGUCUGAGAAAGCAAUCGCCGAAUUACCGGAGAAAGCGGUUUACGCUUACUCUAAGUUAUUUGAUUUAUUCGAUACCGUAUUCUUUGUGUUGAGAAAAAAGUCAAAUCAAAUAACAUUUCUUCACGUUUACCAUCACUUUAUGGUUCCUGUGUUAGGAUAUAUGACUGGAAAACUUUGUCCGCAAACAGUGAUCGGAGAAGUGUUUUGUUUGCUUAACUCUAUUGUACACACAGUUAUGUAUAGCUAUUACCUGUUGUCGGCAUUUGGACCCCAAAUACAGCCCUAUUUAUGGUGGAAGAGAUAUAUCACACGAUUGCNCAGUUAUGUAUAG